This is a messenger RNA of Fusarium redolens, 1996 nucleotides long. RefSeq names its product major facilitator superfamily domain-containing protein. The record is from RefSeq and is a predicted model, not a curated record. The transcript has 3 exons. Bases 107 to 1711 code for a protein of 534 amino acids. Gene Ontology annotation, molecular function: transmembrane transporter activity. Gene Ontology annotation, biological process: transmembrane transport. NCBI's taxonomy places the organism in Eukaryota, Fungi, Ascomycota, Sordariomycetes, Hypocreales, Nectriaceae.
ACCAACGCUACCUUAUCUCGAAGAAGUGGUUCGUUCAAUAUUCUCCUGUUUACAAAAUCAUGAGUUCCUGUUCGAUCACUUUCUCGGCUGUAACAUCACGCGUAUCAUGUCAGAGCCUCAACAGUCACAGCCAUCUCAAGAUGAACAGCCAAACGAGAAGGUGUCUGUGGGCGCACGCCUCCAGCCCGUUGACACGGGUGCAUCGUACGAGCCUCCACCGAUGAAGACACUUCAGCGUCGUCUUGUUGUUCUGUCACUUUGUUUGACGCUGUUCCUUUGUGCGUUGGAUACUACUAUCUUGGCGACCGCGCUUCCCACCAUUGGUAAAGAACUUGAUGUAUCAGCUCGCGAAUAUGCUUGGAUUGGCUCCUCAUACACUCUGUCCACGACGGCGGUGACGCCAGUUUGGGCAAAGGUGUCUGACAUCGUCGGUCGCAAGGCCAGUAUGAUGACUUCCACUGGCCUUUUCAUGGCUGGAAGUCUCAUCUGUGCUUUGGCAAGCUCAAGCGGCAUGUUAAUUGGAGGACGAACUGUUCAGGGCCUUGGGGGCGGCGGCUGUAUGGUGCUAAUAACUAUUCUGAUCGGAGAUCUGUUUCCUCUGAAGGAUCGUGCCAAAUACUAUGGCAUAACAGGAAUAGUGUUUGGCGUGGCUGGAGCCAUUGGACCCGUACUGGGUGGUGUCUUCUCUCAGACAGUGACAUGGAGAUGGUGUUUCUACAUCAACUUACCCUUCGAGGGUAUCGCACUCAUCGGACUGUUCUUCUUGCUCAAGGUCGACAUCGAGAAAGAACCGCUUGUCGAUGGGCUUCGCAGCCUCGACUGGCCUGGCUUUGCUUUCAUUAUUGGCGGCACCAUUUGCUUCCUUUACGGGCUUGAAGCUGGCUCAGGUGGACUCGCACCCUGGAACUCUGCUUUCGUUAUCUGCCUUUUGGUCUUUGGAGUCGUCAUCUUGGCUCUCUUCAUGGUCUGGGAAGCAAAUUUUGCCAAAAAUCCCAUCAUUCCUAUCAGAAUCUUCCAGAACACCACGAACAUCGCCGCUUUCGCCGUCGCCAACCUUCACUCGUUCAUCUUCAUCGCUUGCGACUACUUCUUGCCUCUGUAUUUCCAAGUAGUUCUGGGCUUUUCACCGAUCAUAUCUGGAGUCACGCUUUUCCCUCUGAUCCUCCCGAUGUCUAUCUCAACCGGCGUUGGAGGUCUAAUCGUGAGAAAAACCGGCGACUACAAGCUUAUUAUCUUGGUUGGUGCCGCACUGAUGACUUUGGGAAUUGGUCUGUUCAUUAGCCUUGGUCAGCGCAAGGAAUGGCCGAAACUAGUCAUCGCCGAGGUCAUCGCAGGUCUUGGCUGCGGUGUGCUCUUCCAGAACCCUAUGAUCGCUCUCCAAACGCACGUCCGCCAGAGAGAUAUGGCGGCGACUAUGUCAGCAUACACUUUCAUGCGUGGUCUUUUUGUCUCAAUAUCAAUUGUUGUUGGAACGGUUUUGAUCCAGCGUACUGUUCACGGUGGUAACUUGACUGCUGUGUCUAGUGAUAAGGCGCAGGGUGAGACUGACAAGCAUGGGUAUGUCAGCGGUUUACGGGUUAUGUGGGCAUUCUAUACUGCUCUGUGUGGACUGAUGCUUAUCUCGGCUGUUUUCAUCAAACCAAAGCCAGUAAAGGUAGAGGAAAUCAGUAGUGAGGCAGCAAGUGAGGCUCAGCAGAGCGAUAAGUGUUGAUGCACUGGAGAACCAAGUCCAGACAAAGAUAUGUAUUAGCGAAACCACCUAGAGGGUAAACAGGAUCGAGGUGAGGUUAAAUACAAUAGAAGGAUAUUUCCACCAUCUGCAUGCUUCCAAUCUUUCCAAAUGAUGUGUUCGCUGAUAGUGACCCCAGGGAGACGCGGUUUCAGCAAAAAUAUUUAGCAUCAAGCGAGACGACAGCAAAAAAAACGUGGUUCCGCCCGGGAUCGAACCGGGGACCUUCUCGGUGUUAACGAGAUGCCAUAACCAACUAGACCACGG